Messenger RNA from Coregonus sp. 'balchen', 15009 nucleotides. The record is from the annotation of a GenBank genome assembly. NCBI's taxonomy places the organism in Eukaryota, Metazoa, Chordata, Actinopteri, Salmoniformes, Salmonidae.
AUUCUAAAAUGAGUAAUCCAUCAGAAACUAGUAAAUGUGCAAUGGAGAGUCAGAGUGGGGACGGAAACGCAGGUGAGUUACCUGCUGUGGCCUGCUGCUGCAUUGCUCUGCCUGCCCGUAUCUGGAGCGCAUUCAGGAGGCACAAACAGUUUAAAAUGGUCACAAACGGACAACAAAAAUGUCCUUGGUUAUUAGACUCUAAGUUCAGGUAAUGGUCUUCUGUUUGAAAACCUGUAGUCCUGUUUGGUGCCCUUUGAACACGCCCCUGGGUCUCACUGCUAUGCCUGUCCCACAGAGUUUUUGUAGUGUUGAUUGAGAAACCUAAUAGAGAGAGAGAUUCAGUGAAAGUUAAGUGGGUUGUUGUGCUGUUGCUGUAAUUAGAGGCUACUUCAGUGCUUGUGUGCGUAUUAUGUUCACACGUGUUGAUUUGUGUGUGCUGUGUGUGCAAAUGUGAAAGUGUGUGUGUGUAUGGGAGAGUUUUUUUCCUGAUGACUUGAUUGCGUUUCUGUUCUCAGGAGUCCAAACGAAUGGACUGGACUUUCAGAGGCAGACGGUGCAGGCCACAAACGCAAUCACCAAUGCACAUGCUCAGGCUCUCCUCCAACAGGUAACACACUCACUCACUCAGACCAAAACACACACAGGUUUGCUGCUUUUACCAGAAGAGUGUGUGUGUCUGUGUGAUCUGAUUGAGUAUAUGUGGGUAUAUUUGUGGCUCGUGCCCAGGCUGGCAGAAGUGUAGUUGAAAUGAGAAUUGAGGCUGGGACAGAGACAUGCCAACAGAACAGAGCCACGCACGCACGCACUCACACACACACACACACACACACACACACACACACACACACACACACACACACACACACACACACACACACACUCUCUCUCUCUAGAGCUGGGUGAUAUGGACAAAAAGUAAUAUUGUGAAAAAUGUAACCAUUUUACUUGAUAACAAUAAAUACAACUAUAUGUAUUUUUAUUGACAGUUACGUUACAUUAGUGGCAGGGCUCUAGAAUACUUUUUUUUCAGUUCCAAGUAAGAAAGCUGUGAUGGUAGCCAUGAUUCAGAAAGUAAGCAAUUUCAUCUAACAUAUCCAGGGAAUGCAUGAUUGAUAUUUUGAUGUGUAACCUGUCAAAAUAGGAUCCAGAAUGAUCAGAUUUCUUUUUGGCUCUUCAGAGAAUUUGCCGACAUCUUUGUGCAUAUUGGCCUAUAUUACUUGAGGAAGUGGGAACUCAAAACACUUAGCUAGAUUGCUUACUCUAAAUAUGAUAUUGUUGCUACAUAGCCAUGUAGGCUAAUUCAUUAAGCUAUCAGUAAAUGUAGGCUAAUGUCCUACAAAAGGUCUAGGCUACUUGAUGUAAAUGGCGUGCACUGCUUUGAGCACGGGCACAUCAAAAUCAUACUAACUACAGCCUACUCUGGUUGUAAAGUUGUGCCAUUAAUUCAAGAGGUGAGAAAUACAUGAUAUACUCAAAGAAAGCUGUGACUCUCCUUUGUAACUAGAACAACAGUAGUUGCUUUGAAAACUGUAUUUUUCCCGCAAUUACAGUUGAAGUAGGAAGUUUACAUACACCUUAGCCAAAUACAUUUAAACUCAGUUCUUCACAAUUCCUGACAUUUAAUCCUAGUAAAAAUUCCCUGUUUUAGGUCAGUUAGGAUCACCACUUUAUUUUAAGAAUGUGGAAUGUCAGAAUAAUAGUAGAGAAUGAUUUAUUUAAGCUUUUAUUUCUUUUAUCACAUUCCCAGUGGGUCAGAAGUUUACAUACACUCAGUAUUUGGUAGCAUUGCCUUUAAAUUGUUUAACUUGGGUCAAAUGUUUCGGGUAGCCUUCCACAAGCUUCCCACAAUAAGUUGGGUGAAUUUUGGCCCAUUCCCCCUGACAGAGCUGGUGUAACUGAGUCAGGUUUGUAGGCCUCCUUGCUCGCACACACUUUUUCAGUUCUGCCCACACAUUAUAGGAUUGAGGUCAGGGCUUUGUGAUGGCCACUCCAAUACCUUGACUUUGUUGUCCUUAAGCCAUUUUGCCACAACUUUGGAAGUAUGCUUGGGGUCGUUGUCCAUUUGGAAGACCCAUUUGCGACCAAGCUUUAACUUCCUGACUGAUGUCUUGAGAUGUUGCUUCAAUAUAUCCACAUAAUUUUCCUUCCUCAUGAUGCCAUCUAUUUUGUGAAGUGUACCAGUCCCUCCUGCAGCAAAGCACCCCCACAGCAUGGUGCUGCCACCCCCGUGCUUCACAGUUGGGAUGGUGUUCUUCGGCUUGCAAGUCCCCCCUUUUUCCUCCAAACAUAACGAUGGUCAUUAUGGCCAAACAGUUCUAUUUCUGUUUCAUCAGGCCAGAGGACAUUUCUCCAAAAUGUACGAUCUUUGUCCCCAUGUGCAGUUGCAAACCGUAGUCUGGCUUUUUUAUGGCGGUUUUGGAGCAGUUGCUUCUUCCUUGCUGAGCGGCCUUUCAGGUUAUGUCGAUAUAGGACUUGUUUUACUGUGGAUAUAGAUACUUUUGUACCAGUUUCCUCCAGAAUCUUCACAAGGUCCUUUGAUGUUGUUCUGGGAUUGAUUUGCACUUUUCACACCAAAGUACGUUAAUCUCUAGGAGACAGAACGCGUCUCCUUCCUGAGCGGUAUGGCGGCUGCGUGGUCCCUUGGUGUUUAUACUUGCGUACUAUUGUUUGUACAGAUGAACGUGGUACCUUCAGGCGUUUGGAAAUUGCUCCCAAGGAUGAACCAGACUUGUGGAGGUCUACAAUUUUAUUUCUGAGGUCUUGGCUUUCUUUUGAUUUUCCCAUGAUGUCAAGUAAAGAGGCACUGAGUUUGAAGUAAGGCUUUAAAAUAUAUCCAAAGUUACACCUCCAAUUGACUCAAAUGAUGUCAAUUAGCCUAUCAGAAGCUUCUAAAGCCAUGACAUCAUUUUCUGGAAUUUUCCAAGCAGUUUAAAGGCACAGUCAACUUAGUGUAUGUAAACUUCUGACCCACUGGAAUUGUGAUACAGUGAAUUAUAAGUGAAAUAAUCUGUCUGUAAACAAUUGUGUCAUGCACAAAGUAGAUGUCCUAACCGACUUCCCAAAACUAUAGUUUGUUAACAAGAAAUUUGUGGAGUGGUUGAAAAACGAGUUUUAAUGACUCCAACCUAAGUGUAUGUAAACUUCCGACUUCAGCUGUACGUUUUGAGCAACGGUCAUAUGCUUGUUCUUCACAGUGGGAAGAGGGAGGGAGAGUGGCUUGCUCACACAGCAGCCGACAGCGAAAUGGGGACAGGCAGAUACUUUCAUAGCAGGAAUCAACAUAAUGCAUAGGCUAUAACCGUUGACCAAAUAAUGAUUUUACAACAAUCUACAGGAAUGUUGUGUAGCAAAAUCACAGAAGAUUACCGUCAUAGGCAAAAUGCUUCGGUAAGAGGAAGGCAGUGUCGGUAAUUUUCGGUUUACCGUCCCAGCUCUAACACACACACACACACACACAGUAACAGUACAUUUAAAUGAGCCAGGCUCUCUCGGUAUCGCCUGGCAACAAGGCAGAUUAAUCAACCCUGUAUGCUAAUUAGCUGCUCUGCGGUUGCUCGGAAACAGAUGGCGGAGAAUAUGCAAAUCUAUGCAGAAUUUACAUGCACUGCAUAACAGUUUUUUAAAUGAACUUUUCCACUCACCACUCCCUCCUUCCUCUCUCUGUUCUCUGUAGGCUACAGUACAUUCCUCUCCUGCUUUUCUCAUGUAGAUUAUUUUCUAUUUAGAGAAUACCUUCAAUAUGCUACCUAUUAUUGAAACCCUGUUUUUGUGUAUAUGUGGCAGUCUGUAUGAGUGUGUGGGAGUGUUUUGUCUUGGUGUGUAUAUGUUUAUCCUCUUCUACACUCCAAUGUUGAAAAGUAAAAUAUGGGUCUUGCUCAUUAUCUCUAAUCAAGAAUCUGACAGGUAUAGUUGCAAGAAUUAGGGCAUCUGCAUACAAUAAGUAUCAGUCAACAUCAUUAUUCAAAAACAGAUCGACAUAGUGUACAGACGACUCCUGAUAAAUGCAACGGCUUGAGAAUGGACUUAACAGGAACAUGCCGUUAUCAGGAGCAAUGUAAAAGAAUGCAGUUGAACUGGGACUGGAAAACUGUAUUGCACUCAAACAGUGUUUACACUUAUCAGGAGUCGCCUGUACCAUAGCUCUGUGUCUAUAUGACAUGUAUCUGGGUAGGUUAUUCUAUAUAAGAUUAUCCUAUGUACUCUGCUCCUAGUCCAAGUCUGAAGACUUGGGUGCAAUUCCGACCUCCGUCCAGCAGGGCGUGCUGCCUCAUGCCCAGCUCAUGCUGGCUGGGGGACAGAUAGCUGGAGUAAGUGGCAUGCUGUCUGCCUGCCUGCCUGUCGGUUCAUCUGUCUGUCUGUAAUGUGCUGAAUCUCUGUGGCUUCCUCAUCUCCUCUCCCUCAUCUGCACUGAUCUGAAAGAAUAGCAAAUGCCCAGUAGGCAUCGUCCACCAUAUUGGUGUCACUGUUCUCAGAUCAGUGCAGAUGAAGGGAAGGAGACUAUUUGAGACUAUUGAGAUACACCCAGAGAAAGGGUGGGGUUAUGUCCAAAUACUAUUUUCCUUGUUUCCUCCCCUUAGCGACCAGUGAUUUUUGAUAUAAAGAUUGAAUGGGAAUUGAUCUACCUACCUUAUUAAUUCUACCAAUUCCUGCUAUGAUCAGUGUGGGUGGGAGGAACUGAGAGAAGAGUAUUGGGACGUAGCCUGUGUGUGCUUGUGCACGUGUUCAAUCAUGCCAACCCCACGACGCACAUCACCCUGGUACCAUCUUUUGGUUUGUGUGUGCGCGAGCGAGAGUGUGUGCGACCGUGAGCCCAGGCGUCAUACUCAUCCGUGAUCAUUCUGUCGUUGUCAUGUGACUUGAGGAUCAGACAGCCAGUGGCUGCAAUGAGAACCUCCCCAAACACCAAAAUCAUCUUCUGUCCAAUUGCAUGUCCUCUCCUCUCUCCAUAUGUUGGGCCCUAGGCACUCAGUCACUGCAUCACAUGUACUGCUAGUUUUGUAGUCCUUUGCAACUUGAAAGUCCUUUGACCUUUUGAAAUGAAUGGUAAGGAGCAUUUGUCUUGACAAACUAUUGUUUCUCUUCCAACCGCUCACUCAUUUAUAUUUUUUUGCUCUCUCUUUAUCUCUACCCCCCCCCCCACCUUUCUCUCUGCCCUCUCUCCACAAUAUCUGUCAUCUCUCCCUUUCUAUCUCCCUCUUUCUCUCUGUCCCCCCAUCUCUUUCGCUUUGCCCCCCCCCCCCCCCCCCCUCUUACUUUCCCUCUCUCUAGUUGACCCUGUCUCCAGCGCAGCAGCAGAUGUUUUUGCAGCAGGCCCAGGCCCAGCUCUUGGCAGCAGCCAUGCAGCAGCAAUCAGCCAGCCAGCAGAGCAGCACCACGGGGGCCAGCAUCUCUGCCUCCGCAGCCACCCCCAUCACACAGCUGCCCCUGUCCCAGCCCGUCCAGAUCACCUCUGUAAGAGAGAGACACACACACAAACACAUGAGAAUGUGCAUGCGCACACACGCACACAAACACACAGACACUCACACACAGACACACAACCCCAUCACUAGGGCUAGACGGGAUCUGCAGGGGGGCAGAGUAUCCUGCUACCUACUCUAGAAUGGGGUGUGAAAUAAAAUCCUGAAGUCAAACCCAAUACUGCUUCAAAACAUAUAACAGCCACAGUGUCAUCAAUUGAAUAUGCAGGAAACACAGAGCUGUAAUGUUCACAUCAUUCCCCCUCAGAUUCCCUCUGUCUCUACUCAUCUCCCAGGCCAGCUAAGCCAGCUGGGAUACCCGUAUGAGAUGGCGACCUUCAGCAGUUACCUACCUGUAGUACACCUUUAUAUCACUGUUAUAUGAAUGACUGGACCGGUAUAAUCUACCUAGUAGUACUCAUGUAUAACACUGCUAAAUGAAUGAUUAUAAGUAUGCUGUACCUUUAGUACAUUGUAACGUUUUCUCCCCGUGGAAGCUUAAUGAGAACUUUCCUCUGUUGAUUUCUGUUGUAUGAAGGAGUGUACCUGUAUAAUAAAGCUAGAAUAAAGGCCUGCAGGCAGCAGUUACAUUAUUACCUCUAGUAGGCCUGUACCACUCUUACCUGUAGGACUAUACUUAUGAAUACUUGUUUCCCUGUAGUUACAAGGGUUCCUCACUCCCUGUAUUUGUGUGUGUGAGAUGACCAACAGCAGCAUGAGUGGUGUGUGUGACUAAAAGUGUUUGUGUGUACCUGUAGUAAUGUGUUCUCCUCUCUCCCGUUGUGUGUGUGUGUGUGUGUGUGUGAGGACUUUCAGCAGUUACAGCAGCUGCAACAGCAGAACCUGACCAUGCCCCAGUUUGUCCUGGUUCAACCUGGCCACCACAUCGCCACCCAGCUGCAGCCUGGCCAGUUCAUCAUCUCACAGACGCCGCAGGGCCAGCAGAGUAUGUACACAACGCAGAGUAUGUACUACACACACACACAUACACACACACACACACACACAGAGAUGCACACACACACACAGACACAGGCACGCACACACACAUGCACAAACAUACACACUCGCCCUUCCUCGCUCUCACCCUCCCUUCGUACCUCUUAAAUGUUCUCCAUAAUUCUCUCAACAGGUUUCCUGCAAGCCCAGAAUCUUCUAACUCAACUACCUCAAAGCCAAGCCAACCUCCUGCAGACUCAGCCAAGCAUCAACCUCGCCUCACAGGUCAGACACUGCAACUACAACUAUAACUACCAUGUUUCAAACACUUGAACCAUGUUUAGUUUGUCAUUUCCUUUCAGCCCUAACCCCAUACUCCCGUCCUGUAGCCAGCGACUCCGUCCCACACGAUAGCAGCCACGCCCAUCCAGCCCCUGUCCCUCAGUCAGACCCCGCCCAAACGCCUGGACACGCCCAGUCUGGAGGAGCCCAGCGACCUGGAGGAGCUGGAACAGUUUGCCAAGACCUUCAAACAGAGACGCAUCAAACUGGGCUUCACACAGGUGUGUGUGUGUGUGUGGUUGGGGUUGUGAGGGAGCUGUAGGAAGGUGUGUGUACAUUUUGUGUGUGUGGUUGGGGGUGUUAGCAAGCUGUACUAAGGUGUGUGUGGGUAUAUGCAUGCAUGAGUGUGCAUGCGUGUGUUUGUGUUAAUAGCAGAGCUCUUCCUAACCCUCUCUCUGUAUCCCACAGGGGGACGUUGGCCUGGCCAUGGGGAAGCUGUAUGGUAACGACUUCAGCCAGACCACCAUCUCCCGCUUCGAGGCCUUGAACCUCAGCUUUAAGAACAUGUGCAAGCUGAAGCCACUGCUGGAGAAGUGGCUCAACGAUGCAGGUAUGUCCCUGAGCUGACCGACAGCUGUGUGUGUUUGUACUGUAUUGUGCACUGCGGAGUACCUGGUCUUUACCUCUGUCCCUGUCCUUUGUCGCGGUGCUGUUUGUGCCGAGAAUCUGUCGUCUGACCUGGCCCUGUCCAGCCCUUGCGGCCUGGGCUCCCCCGGCCUGGGUAUUGAGGGGCUCAACCGCCGACGCAAGAAGAGGACCAGCAUCGAGACCAACAUCCGCGUGGCCUUAGAAAAGAGCUUUCUGGAGGUGAGCAAAAUUUUACAGUCUAGAUUAGCGCUCACUUGUCUUCUCUAACUUACCUCAUCAACCAACUUUAGCACCUAACCCGUUAGGAAGGGAAUCAAAUUAAAUGGAAUAGACUGUUCAUUCAGCGUAUCUGGUAAACUGCCCUACUGAAAGUAACUGCUCCAUACUGAAAGUAAUUGCUCCAUACUGAAAGUAACUGCCCCAUAGUGAAAGGAACUGCCCCAUACUGAAAGGAACUGCCCCAUACUGAAAGGAACUGCCCCAUACUGAAAGAAACUGCCCCAUACUGAAAGGGAAUCCCUGGUCUUUUGCCAUCUUCAAGCAGAACCAAAAACCUACCUCUGAGGAGAUCACCAUAAUUGCUGACCAGCUCAACAUGGAGAAGGAGGUGAUCCGGGUGUGGUUCUGUAACCGUCGGCAAAAAGAGAAGAGGAUCAACCCCCCCAGCAGCGGACACAGCAUCACAGGGACAGGCAGCACCCCCAUCAAAACCAUCUUCACCCCCACUAGCCCCUUGGUAUUGACAAAACACACUGGCAUGUACAUGUACCACACACACAUACACAGUGUACACAGGCACUACACACACACACACACACACACACAAGUGAAGUGUAUUUUUUCUAUUCCAUGUUCAAGCCCUUUCCUUCUCCUUCCCUGGUGCAGGUGGCCAGUACGGCAAGCCUUGUGACCAGUAACACACCGACCACACUCACUUUAAACCAGGUGAUGCCUCUCACCAGCACCAGCGUCUCCGGCCUUACCUUGACAGGUACACAGGGACAGGGGAGGGACAGGAUCAUAUUUGAAAGAAAGAAAUCUCAAGUUAGGAUUCAAUAUUCCCUUCCCAUUUCCCACCUCGUACUUAAAAACUAAACACCACCCUCCCAUUCCGUCUCAGGCACGACGAUCGGAGCGACCACAAACACGGCAUCCGUCAUCUCUACGGCACCCAUGGUUACCGUGGUGACCAGUUCACCCUCGCUAAGCCCCUCCCCCACGGCUCUCCAGGCCACGGCGGCAGAGACAGGUGGAACCCAGGAGCACACGGUGGUCACGCAGGCGCCGUCGUCCCUAGCAACCACUCUGGGGACAGGUCAGGUGAUGGUGGCUGGACCGGGGCUGUCGGCGGCCCUGCAAGGCGCUGCCCAGUUACCCACCAGCGCUAGUUACGCCGCCAUGGCCGGGCUUAACCCAGGACUGAUGGCAUCCUCGCAGUUCACACCUGGGUGAGUAGGAUGGGGAGUGGGUAUCAGAGCAGGAUCACAGCACACCUCAAACUACAUGAAGAGAUUUCAAGUGCCCAUGUACACUACUAGUCAAAAGUUUGGACACAUCUUCUCAUUCAAGGGUUUUUCUUUAUUUUUACUAUUUUUUACAUUGUAGAAUAAUAGUGAAGACAUCAAAACUAUGAAAUAACACAUAUGGAAUCAUGUAGUAACCAAAAAAGUGUUAAACAAAUCACAAUAUAUUUUAUAUUUGAGAUUCUUCAAAUAGCCACCCUUUGCCUUGAUGACAGCUUUGCACACUCUUGGCAUUCUCUCAGCCAGCUUCACCUGGAAUGCUUUUCCAACAGUCUUGAAGGAGUUCCCACAUAUGCUGAGCACUUGUUGGCUGCUUUUCCUUCACUCUGCGGUCCGACUCAUCCCAAACCAUCUCAAUUUGGUUGAGGUCAGGGGAUUGUGGAGGCCAGGUCAUCUGAUGCAGCACUCCAUCACUCUCCUUCUUGGAGGAGGUGUGUUGGGUCAUUAUCCUGUUGAAAAACAAAUGAUAGUCCCACUAAGCCCAAACCAGAUGGGAUGGUGUAUCGCUGCAGAAUGCUGUGGUAGCCAUGCUGGUUAAGUGUGCCUUGAAUUCUAAAUAAAUCACAGACAGUGUCACCAGCAAAGAACCCCCACACCAUAACACCUCCUCCUCCAUGCUUUACGGGGGGAAAUACACAUGCAGAGAUCAUCCGUUCACCCACACCACGUCUCACAAAGACACGGCGGUUGGAACCAAAAAUCUCAAAUUUGGACUUCAGACCAAAGGGCACAUUUCCACUGGUAUAAUGUCCAUUGCUCGUGUUUCUUGGCCCAAGCAAGUCUCUUCUUAUUAUUGGUGUCCUUUAGUAGUGGUUUCUUUGCAGCAAUUUCACCAUUAAUUGUACAGCCCUCUAACCAAUUGUACUAUUAUUGUGUUUUUUCGCGUUAUUUGUAAUUUAUUCUGCACAUAAUGUUUCUGCCAUCGUCUCUUAUAACCAAAAAGAGCUUCUGGAUAUCAGGACAGCGAAUACUCACCUCGUAUUGGACGAAGAUUUUUUCUUCAACGAGUCGGACGCGAAGGAUAUCCUACAGACACCCGACAAGGCCCAAAUCCCCGACAUUCACAGGAGAAAGAGACAGAGAUAUCGUGGACGUAGGUCGGGGUGCCUUGUAAGGAUCCGACGGCGACCGAGUAAACUGCCUCUUCCAUCAAUCCUAUUAGCCAAUGUUCAAUCAUUUGAAAAUAAAUUAGAUGACCUAAUAUUACGGUUAUCCUACCAACGGGACAUUAAAAACUGUAAUAUCUUAUGUUUCACCGAGUCGUGGCUGAACGACGACAUGGACAACAUACAGCUGACGGGAUAUACGCUACAUCGACAGGAUAGAACGGCUGACUCCGGUAAGACAAGGGGUGGCGGUCUGUGUAUAUUUGUACCCCGAGUGGCGCAGUGGUCUAAGGCACUGCAUCGCAGUGCUAGCUGUGCCACUAGAGAUCCUGGUUCGUAUCCAGGCUCUGUUGUAGCCGGCCGCGACCGGGAGACCCAUGGGGCGGUGCACAAUUGGCCCAGCGUCGUCCAGGGUAGGGGAGGGAAUGACCGGCAGGGAUGUAGCUCAGUUGGUAGAGCAUGGCGUUUGCAACGCCAGGGUUGUGGGUUCGAUUCCCACGGGGGGCCAGUAUGAAAACUAAAAAUAUAAUGUAUGCACUCACUAACUGUAAGUCGCUCUGGAUAAGAGCGUCUGCUAAAUGACUAAAAUGUCAAACGUAAACAACAGCUGGUGCACAAAAUCAGCUUUAAUAAGAAGGCAAACCUGUUAAUUGAAAUGCAUUCUAGGUGACUACCUCAUGAAGCUGGUUGAGAGAAUGCCAAGAGUGUGCAAAGCUGUCAUCAAGGCAAAGGGUGGCAAUUUGAAGAAUCUCACAUAUAGAAUAUAUUUUGAUUUGUUUAACACUUUUUUGGUUACUACAUGAUUCCAGAUGUGUUAUUUAAUAGUUUUGAUGUCUUCACUAUUAUUCUAUAAUGUAGAAAAUAGUAAAAAUAAAGAAAAACCCUGGAAUGAGUAGGUGUGUCCAAACUUUUGACUGGUACUGUAUAUCUAGUCAUAGUAGGAAUAGUUGCAGUUAAAUGCUCAUUGCUAUGAUCAUCACAAUCUCAGGGAUUGAGGGAGGAAUAAGGAAUUCAGGGUAAUCUCUACUGGAAUCACUGUGUCUCUGUCUGUCUGACUAUACCUGUCUCUGUGUGUAGAGGGGCCUUGCUGAGCUUGGCUCCGGGUGGGCUUGGAGGGGCUAUAAACCCCGCCAUGUUGAGCAACAACACUCUGGCCACCAUCCAAGGUCUAUGGAGCGGCAAGUACACCUGUUUAAUUACUCUGCAUCUCACACAUAUGCAGUGCCUUGACUUUUUCCACAUUUUGUUGUUACAAAGUGGGAUUAAAAUGAAUUUAAUUGUCAUUUUUUGCAAUCGAUCUACACAAAGUGAAAUAUUUAUUUUUUAUAUGCACUACCGUUCAAAAGUUUGGGGUCACUUAGAAAUGUCCUUGUUUUGGAAAGAUAAGCAAUUGUUAUGUCCAUUAAAAUAACAUCAAAUUGAUCAGAAAUACAGUGUAGACAUUGUUGAUGUUGUAAAUGGCUAUUGUAGCUGGAAACGGCUGAUCUUUAAUGGAAUAUCUACAUAGGCGUACAGAGGCCCAUUAUCAUCAACCAUCAGUCCUGUGUUCCAAUGGCACGUUGUGUUUGCUAAUCCAAGUUUAUCAUUUUAAAAGGCUAAUUGAUCAUUAGAAAACCCUUUUGCAAUUAUGUUAGCACAGCUGAAAACUUUUGUGCUGAUUAAAGAAGCAAUAAAACUGGCCUUCUUGAGACAAGUUGAGUAUCUGGAGCAUCAGCAAUUGUGGGUUCGAUUACAGAAUCAAAAUGGCCAGAAACAAAGAACUUUCUUCUGAAACUCGUCAGUCUACUCUUGUUUUGAGAAAUGAAAGCUAUUCCAUGCGAGAAAUUGCCAAGAAACUGAAGAUCUCGUACAACGCUGUGUACCACUCCCUUCACAGAACAGCACAAACUGGCUCUAACCAGAAUAGAAAGAGGAGUGGGAGGCCCCGGUGCACAACUGAGCAAGAGGACAAAUACAUUAGAGUGUCUAGUUUGAGAAACAGACGCCUCACAGGUCCUCAACUGGCAGCUUCAUUAAAUAGUACCCGCAAAACACCAGUCUCAACGUCAACAGUGAAGAGGCGACUCCGGGAUGCUGACCUUCUAGGCAGAGUUGCAAAGAAAAAGCCAUAUCUCAGACUGGCCAAUAAAAAGAAAAUAUUAAGAUGGGCAAAAGAACACACACUGGACAGAGGAAGAUUGGAAAAAAGUGUUAUGGACAGACGAAUUGAAGUUUGAGGUGUUCGGAUCACAAAGAAGAACAUUUGUGAGACGCAGACCAAAUGAAAAGAUGCUGGAGGAGUGCUUGAUGCCAUCUGUCAAGCAUGUUGGAGGCAAUGUGAUGGUCUGUGGGUGCUUUGGUGGUGGUAAAGUGGGAGAUUUGUACAGAGUAAAAGGGAUCUUGAAGAAGGAUGGCUAUCACUCCAUUUUGCAACGCCAUGCCAUACCCUGUGGACGGCGCUUGAUUGGAGCCAAUUUCCUCCUACAACAGGACAAUGACCCAAAGCACAGCUCCAAACUAUGCAAGAACUAUUUAGGGAAGAAGCAGUCAGCUGUUAUUCUGUCUAUAAUGGAGUGGCCAGCACAGUCACCGGAUCUCAACCCUAUUGAGCUGUUGUGGGAGCAGCUUGAUCAUAUGGUAUGUAAGAAGUGCCCAUCAAGCCAAUCCAACUUUUGGGAGGUGCUUCAGGAAGUAUGGGGUGAAAUCUCUUCAGAUUACCUCAACAAAUUGACAACUAGAACGCCAAAGGUCUGCAAGGCUGUAAUUGCUGCAAAUGGAGGAUUCUUUAACGAAAGCAAAGUUUGAAGGACACAAUUAUUAUUUCUAUUAAAAAUCAUUAUUUAUAACCUUGUCAAUGACUACAUUUCCUAUGCAUUUUGCUAGAUUUCCUAUUCAAACUCAUUUCAUGUAUGUUUUCAUGGAAAACAAGGACAUUUCUAAGUGACCCCAAACUUUUGAACGGUAGUGUAUAUAUUUUUUAUAUGGAAAAUAGAACACUAAUAUAAAGUGAUUAUAUAAGUAUACAACCCCCAGAGUCAAUAUGUUAGAAUCACCUUUGGCAGCAAUUACAGCUGUGAGUCUUUCUGGGUAAGUGCCUAAGAGCUUUGCACACCUGGAUUAUACAAUAUUUGCCCAUUAUUCUUUAAACAGUUUGUCAAGCUCUGUCAAGUUGGUUAUUGAUCAUUGCUAGACAGCCAUUUUCAAGUCUUGCAACAGAUUUUCAAGCUGACUUAAGUCAAAACUGUAACUAGGCCACUCAGGAACAUUCAAUGUCGUCUUGGUAAGCAACUGCAGUGUGUAUUUGGCCUUGAGUUUUUAGUUAUUGUCCUGCUGAAAGGUGAAUUUGUCUAGAAGUGUCUGUUAGGAAGCAUACUAAAUCAGGUUUUCCUCUAGGAUUUUGCCUGUGCUUAGCUCUAUUCUGUUUCUUUUUAUCCUAAAAAACUCCCUAGUCCUUCCCGAUGAAAGCAUACCCAUAACAUGAUGCCACCACCAUUCUUGAAAAUACGAAGAAUGGUACUCAGUGAUGUGUUGUGUUGGAUUUGCCCCAAACAUAACACUUUAUAUUCAGGACAAAAAGUUAAUUUCUUUGCCUCAUUUUUUGCAGUAUUACUUUAGGGCCUUACUGCAAACAGGAUGCAUGUUUUUGAAUAUUUUUUAUUCUGUACAAGCUUCCUUAUUUUCACUGUGUCAUUUAUGUUAGUAUUGUGGCAUAACUACAAUGUUGAUCCAUCCUCAGUUUUCUCCUAUCACAGCCAUUAAACUCUGUAACUGUUUUAAAAUCACCAUUGGCCUCAAGGUGAAAUCCCUGAGCAGUUUCCUUCCUCUCCGGCAACUGAGUUAGGAAGGGUGCCUGUAUCUUUGUAGUGACUGGUUGUAUUGAUUCCCCAUCCAAAGUGUUAAAGUAAUAACUGCACCGUGCUCAAAGGGAUAUUAUUUUAUUUUUAUAUACCAAUAAGUGCCCUUUUUUCCGAACCAUAGGAAAACCUCCUUGGUCUUUGUGGUUGAAUAUGUGUGUGGUACAGAGAUGGGGUAGUCAUUUUAAAAUCAUGUUAAAUACUACAUUUACAUUUGACAUUUUAGUCAUUUAGCAGACGCUCUUAUCCAGAGCAACUUACAGUUAGUGAGUGCAUACAUUUUUCAUACUUCAUACUAUUAUUGCACACAGAGUCCAUGCAACUUAUUAUGUGAGUUGUUAAGCACAUUUCUACUCCUGAACUUAUUUAGACUUGACAUAACAAAAAGGUUGAAUACUUAUUGACUCAAGACAUUUCAGCUUUUCAUUUUUUAUUAAUUUGUAAACAUUUGUAAAAACAUAAUUCCACUUUGACAUUAUGGGGUAUUGUGUGUAAAUCAGUGACACAAAAUCUCAAUGUAAUACAUUUUAAAAUCUGGCUAUAACACAACAUAAUGUGGAAAAAGUCACAAGGGUGCGAAUACUUUCUGAAGGCACUGUAUAUACAUGUGCUAUUUUCAUAUUAUAUAGCUGGAACUAAUACUGUCUGUCCAACCUCAAUAUAUCUAAGAGUACCUUUCUCAUUGCUCUGUACCUUACACCAGCGGUUCCCAACCUCUUCCGUAAAAAAUGUGCGGACCACAGGUUGAAAACCACUGCCUUACAUUUAUUUACCUGUAUAACUAGUCUAUACCUGACACUAGUGCACCUGUCCUCCUUGUCUUCCCCACACGUUUGUCUUGUCACUGACAUCGUUGUGUCCGGGACGUAAUCAGAACUCUUCACAGCUCCGGCAGCUAGCUAGCUACACUACCCAUCCCCAUCAAUCCACAGUUACUGUAACUUUUCUCCAACUGAUGAUGGCUAAAUAGCUAGGUAACCCCCUCUGUCCCUCCUUUCCUCCCCCUGUAGCUCUGGCAUCGGGUGGCACUCUCCCCAUCACCUCGCUGGACGGGAGUGGUAACCUGCUGUUUGCCAACACCUCGGCCGGCAGCACCUCCAACCUGGUGCAACCCCUCUUCCUGAACCCCCAGAACCUGUCCCUGCUCACCAGCAACCCCGUCAGCCUGGUGUCGGCCGGAGCGGCCGGGGGAGGGGCCCUGCAGGUCACAGCCAACCAC